This is a messenger RNA of Parus major (Great Tit), 4325 nucleotides long. Its product is annotated as dimethylaniline monooxygenase [N-oxide-forming] 5-like. The transcript is spliced from 10 exons. Gene Ontology annotation, molecular function: N,N-dimethylaniline monooxygenase activity; NADP binding; flavin adenine dinucleotide binding. The record is from RefSeq and is a predicted model, not a curated record. NCBI's taxonomy places the organism in Eukaryota, Metazoa, Chordata, Aves, Passeriformes, Paridae. Bases 1953 to 3557 code for a protein of 534 amino acids.
UAAGUGCUGCACUAAGGCUAGAUGUCGAGCACAUGGCUCCCAGAGCCAUGGGGAAAGGAUAGCGGCACUGAAGGGUUGAUCAUCCACAGGGCAACAGGGGAAGCAGUUCCCAGCAGCAGCCUGCUCCUGAAGCUCUUGUCCAGAAAUUCCCAGUUCCUUUUUCCCUCCACGGGGUUGUUUCUCAGGGGGUGCAAUGCAUUCACAGCAAUAGCUGAUUGAUAGCAUAUUCCAGGCUGCAGAGAGAGUCCUGCAGAGCCAGCCCCUUCCCAGAGCCCAGAAACACACCCAGCCCUAGGUCUGAGCCUUGCCUGCACUUCCUGCAGCAAGAGGCCCUGGCUCUGCCAACCACUGCCACAGCUCCCUGUGCUCCAAGCAGGCUGGCUCUCCUCCCCUGGCACCACUGCCAGCCUGUUUUUCACAGAGGACUGCUGGUCCUUGGCAGGAGGGGACCAGGAGGAGCCUCUAUAAUGAGCUGGGGCUGAGACUGAGCCAGAAAGCUGUAGAACACACUUUAUCAGGGACCACAGCCAGGCAGGGAGUGAGGGCUCUAGACUGAGCUCAAAUCAUCAGCUUCAGCAGUGCUCCUGGCAUGUGGGAAAGAGGGAUUGGUGAGGUGAGGCUCUUUGAGGUCAUUGAGGUCUAUUAGUGCACUCAGGCCCUGGAAAGCAGUGUUCUCCUGGGUGGAGUGUGCAGGAGCAGCCUGAUGGCUGCUGGUACAAGCACCCAGUCACUGUCAGUUGUACAGGGGCUGAAAUGGAAGUGCUUGACAUGACAGGAUUCCCCUGAAGCUGAGCCCUGACCCACUGACAGGGUGAAGAUUCCUGGGUUGGUGCUGCAGUGACCAAAAAAUAAUCCCCUGGGUUGCACUGUAUGCCUGGCAGCCAGCUGGGCCAGUUCAGCAUUUGCACAGCAGCACCAGGACACUCUGGCCAGCCCUCCUGCCCCAAGGCAGACACCAGCCCUGUGGUGGCUGUGGGAGCACAGGCAGGUGGCACACUCUGGGUGGGCAGUGUUUGGGGUGGGCAGGGCUUGUUGUGCUGUGCCAAAACAUCUUUGCUCUACCUUUUCCAGAACAGUAUGCUUUCUGUCUGCACUUAGAGUCUGUUCUUGGAGCUGUCAGACUCCUCCUCUCUACAUCAUGGAGGGUACAGCAGCAACCCGUGCAUCUGUGGCUCCUACACACGUGUGGCAAAAGGUUGCUCUUGACUCACUUGCAUAACACUCCAUGAGGUCCUGGUAGCCCCCACCAUCACCACUGCACUGCCCUGCUGGGUCACAGGCUGCCUGGCCACCCUCUCACCUCUUCUGUGCUUCUCUGCAGCUCCACCAGAGUGACCUUUGCUCUCCUUCUGUGCUUGUCACUUGUCACUACCUCCAAGCAUGGGUGCAACCCACUGAUAGGACAGAGGAGCUUUCUGCUCCACCUGUCCCACGGCAUUUCUGCCCACUGUGGAAGCCCAGAGCAGGGACUGUACAGCAGACACUGCUGCACACACUACAUCCUGGGUGCUUGCCAGGCAUGGGGAACUGUGAAUUUCCACAGGUAUCAACCAACCAAACACCAACCUGGACCAAAAUAUCAUGGCAUGACCCUGGUGCCUGCCAGCAGAGUUUGUCUGUACUAUGACACCAGCUACAGAGGGGUAAAGUCCAGGGCUAAGCAGCAGGUAGGGAGAAGGGCAAAUUCAGAGUCAACCUGCACAGAGGUUUCAUAGCACAGCAGAGCAGUGCAGAGCUCAGAGAGGUCCCUUGUACCUGCUGCCCCUUGGGCAGUCUGUGCAGAGCUUGCAAAAGAGCCAGAAGCCAGCUGACAGCGGAGCAGGAGGAGUAGCACUGCCAGUGCUGCCACCUCUCCGUUCCUCUGCUGAUCCCUUGCUUGCAGGGUGCAAGUCUUGCAAGCCUCGCCAUCCGAAGCUGUUCUCAGGCAGAGAGAGCCGGUGGUGGAGCGCAGCAUGGCAAAGAAGGUGGCCAUCAUCGGCGGGGGCAGCAGCGGGCUGUGCGCCAUCAAAGCCUGCCUGCAAGAGGGGCUGGAGCCCGUCUGCUUCGAGAGGACCGGCGACAUCGGAGGCCUCUGGAGGUUUGAGGAGCGCCCCGAGGACGGCCGUGCCAGCAUCUACCGCUCCGUCAUCAUCAACACCUCCAAGGAGAUGAUGUGCUUCAGCGACUUCCCCAUCCCUGACGACUUCCCCAACUACAUGCACAACUCCAAGAUCAUGGAAUACUUCCGCAUGUACGCCCAGCACUUCGACCUGCUCCGCCACAUCCGCUUCAGGACCAGCGUGUGCCGCGUGUCCAAGCGUCCCGACUUCGCCAGCAGCGGCCAGUGGGAGGUGGUGACGGAGAGCCAGGGGAAGCAGGAGGCAGCCGUCUUUGACGCCGUGCUGGUGUGCAGUGGGCACCACACCGACGCACAUCUCCCGCUCAGUUCCUUCCCAGGGCUGGAAAAGUUUGAGGGCUGCCAUCUGCACAGCCGGGACUACAAGAGCCCUCAGCCCUUCAUGGAAAAACAGGUGGUCGUGGUUGGCGUUGGGAAUUCAGGCAUCGAUAUUGCAGUGGAGCUGAGCCACACAGCCAAGCAGGUUUUCCUCAGCACCAGGCACGGGUCCUGGGUGCUGCACCGGGUAGCAGAGAGCGGGUACCCCUUUGAUUUCUGCUACAUCAGCCGCUUCACACAGCUCCUCCAGAACCUGCUGCCCCUGAGUAUCAUCAGUUUCUUCCUGGAGCGGAAGCUGAACGCCCGCUUUGACCACACUCUCUAUGGCCUAAAGCCCAAGCACCGGGUCCUUCACCAGCACCUGACCAUCAACGAUGACCUGCCCAACCGCAUCAUUUCGGGCCGGGUGCGGGUGAAGCCGAACAUCCAGGAGUUCACGGAGACAUCUGCCAUCUUUGAGGAUGGCACCAGGGAAGACAUCGAUGCCGUAGUUUUUGCCACGGGAUACAGCUUCUCCUUCCCAUUCCUCAAGGACUUCAAGGUGGUGGAGAACCAGAUUCCCCUCUACAAAUUCAUGUUCCCCCCUGACCUGGAGAAGCCGACGCUGGCUUUCAUUGGCUUCGUCCAGCCCCUGGGUGCCAUCAUGCCCAUCUCCGAGCUCCAGUGUCGCUGGGCCACCCGUGUCUUCAAAGGGCUGAGCGAGCUGCCCCCGCAGCACGACAUGGAGGCUGACAUUGAGCAGAAGAAAGAAGCGAUGGCAAAGCGGUACGUGAAGAGCCAGCGCCACACCAUCCAGGUGGAUUACGUCCCUUACAUGGAUGAGCUCGCCUGCCAGCUGGGAGUCAAGCCCAACCUGCUCACCCUGUUCCUCACAGACCCCAAGCUGGCGAUGGAGGUGGCCUUCGGGCCCUGCACGCCGUACCAGUACCGGCUGCGGGGCCCGGGCGCGUGGCCGGGGGCCAGGGGGGCCAUCCUCACCCAGCAGCAGCGCGUGGUCAGGGCCCUGCAGCCCCGGGCCAGCGGCCACCCUGCCUGCUCCAGCGCCGUGCCCCACGUCCUCACGGUGCUCUUCAGCAUCGGCAUGAUCGCAGCCACCCUCAUCUACGUCUCGCUCUCUCCUUAAGGGCAGGAGACAGCCCAUCCUGCUGGGAUUGUUAUAAAUAACUGUGUUGGGUUUUAUUGUUAUGUAUUGGCUUUUGCAAGUUGUUAUUGAUCGUAAUGAUUUUGGUAUAGUAUAGCUUGUAAUUAACUGCUUUAAUAUGGUGUAAUUGGUUAGUUUUAGUGGCCAAUGCCCUGGCCACGUGUAGAUAAAUGUAUAUUAUAGUUUAGGCUUUCGCAAAAUAGUAAAAUAGAGACUACGUGUUGUGCAUUGUAAUGUUAACUUUUGAAGAAGUAGCUAAUGUCUUUAUUUGUGUAAUUGACAAUGGUGAGAAUAACUCAACGUUGUGAACUAGCUAAGGUUGAUUUAAUGUACUUAUAGAGUAUCUUAUCUGUAUGAUAACAUUGAAAAAAACUCAGGUAAAUAAACAUCAAAAGAAGGAAUGCAAGGAGGAAUUUACUAACUCUUCGGUUACCAGGAACUGUCAAACCACAGAAUUUCUUGUGAGGAAAUAGAAUACGUGGAUUUCAUCUGCAAUAUGUUGGCAUGAAACUUUAACAAGACAGGUGAAAGGUCAAACCAAGCAAAAGAAUUCCCGGAACUUGUAAACUCAUGAAUAUGUAUAAUCUUCAUAAAUGUCCAUGUGACCAUUGCAAUGAUAAAGUAGGUAAGAAAACUGUUUCAAAACUAGCGUGCCUCUGGCAGUUUGCCAAGCACCCAACACUGUUCACCGUCCCUUUUAUCCCUUAUUAAACUUUUAAAACUUUUAAGAAGUAAAACUCAUCUCUCACA